UUUGUCGUGCGUUUGCUUCCACUUUACCGGGCGGCUUUCCACAGAAGCCGUCGGUCGGUGGGAGUGUGAUUCGGGGAUUUCGCUGCAUGAGGGGAGUAGCCUUGGGAAUAGACGAGCGGAUUGUGUUGUCCUUGAAGAAAUAACUGGGAAGCACAAGCCAAAGUCACUGUUUGGUGCGAGCACGUGCCCUUUUCCCACUUGAGUUGAAGAUAUUCAGACUCCAAAAUGCCGGUGUUCCAUACUAAGACGAUAGAGAGUAUUCUGGAGCCAGUGGCUCAGCAGAUAUCCCACUUGGUGAUCAUGCACGAGGAAGGCGAAGUUGAUGGCAAAGCGAUCCCUGAUCUUACUGCUCCUGUGGCUGCAGUGCAGGCAGCCGUCAGCAACCUCGUGCGGGUGGGGAAGGAGACAGUACAAACCACAGAAGACCAGAUGAUGAAGAGGGACAUGCCUCCGGCCUUCAUUAAGGUGGAGAAUGCUUGUGGAAAGCUGGUGGAGGCAGCACGGAUGCUGAAGGCCGACCCAUACUCAGUCCCCGCCCGGGAUUACCUCAUCGAUGGCUCCCGUGGCAUCCUGUCAGGCACAUCAGACCUGCUGCUCACCUUUGAUGAGGCAGAGGUGCGUAAAAUCAUCCGCGUGUGUAAAGGUAUCCUGGAGUACCUGACUGUAGCAGAGGUUGUGGAAACCAUGGAGGACUUGAUCACAUACACUAAAAACUUAGGACCAGGAAUGACAAAGAUGGCGAAGAUGAUUGACGAGCGACAGCAGGAGCUGACGCACCAGGAGCACCGCGUGAUGCUGGUCACCUCCAUGAACACAGUGAAGGAGCUGCUGCCCGUUCUCAUAUCAGCUGUAAAGAUCUAUGUGACCACUAAGUGUUUCAAGAGCCAAGGGGUGGAAGAGGCUCUGAAGAACAGGAAUUACACCUUUGAGAAGAUGAGUGCUGAGAUCAAUGAGAUCAUCAGAGUGCUGCAGCUCACCUCAUGGGACGAAGACGCCUGGGCCAACAAAAAGGAUACAGAAGCCAUGAAGAGAGCACUGGCACUGAUUGAGUUAAAGAUGCAUCAGGCUAAAUCCUGGCUCAAAGACCCUAAUGGUCUACCAGGGGCUGCAGGUGAGCAUGCUCUGCGUCACAUCCUGGAUGAGGCUGGCAAAGUGGGAGAAUUGUGCGCGGGCAAGGAGAGGAGGGAGAUCCUGGGAACAGUCAAGACCUUGGGCCAGAUGACAGAUCAGGUGUCAGACACGCGUGCUAGAGGCCAGGGACAUACGCCCAUGGGUAUGCAGAAAGCCCAGCAGGUGGCACAGGGGUUGGACAUCCUGGUGGGGAAAGUGGAGAAUGCUGCUCGCAAGCUGGAGAUCUUGAGCAAUGCCAAGCAGGCCAUAGCCAAGAGAAUAGAUGCUGCACAGAGCUGGCUCGCUGAUCCUCACGGCGGUCCUGAAGGGGAGGAGAACAUCCGUGCCCUGUUGGCCGAAGCUAAGCGCAUUGCCGACCUGUGCGAGGACCCCAAAGAAAGAGACGACAUACUGCGUUCUGUCAGCGACAUCGCUGGUCUCUCAGCCAAGCUCGUUGAACUUCGCAAACAGGGUAAAGGGGAUAGUCCUGAAGCCCGGGCCCUGGCCAAGCAGGUUGGCACUGCUCUGCAGAACCUACAGGCGAAGACCAACCGUGCUGUGGCCAACAUGCGGCCAGCCAAGGCUGCUGUGACCCUGGAGGGCAAGAUGGAACAAGCCAUGCGCUGGAUCAACAACCCCGGCGGGGAUGACUGUGGAGUGGGCCAGGCUGCUAUCCGUGGCCUGAUCGCAGAGGGCCGCCGGUUGGCCAACUCCCUGCCGGGCCCGUACAGGCAGGAGCUGCUGGCCAAGUGCGAGCGCGCUGAUCAGCUGAUGCUGCAGCUGGCUGAGGUGGCAGCACGUGGGGAGGCAGAGAGCCCUCAGGGCCGCGCAGUUGCAGCUCAGCUCCUGGACACCCUCAAAGACUUGAAGGCAAAAAUGCAGGAGGCAAUGACCCAAGAGGUGUCUGAUGUAUUUAGUGAUACUACAACUCCCAUCAAGCUUUUGGCUGUGGCAGCUACAGCUCCGCUUGAGGCCCCCAACCGGGAGGAGGUCUUUGAAGAAAGAGCCUCUAAUUUUGAGAACCAUGCCAACCGUCUGGGGGCCACGGCCGAGAAAGCGGCUGCUGUGGGGACAGCCAAUAAGAGCACGGUGGAAGGAAUCCAGGCCACUGUGAAGUCAGCCAGAGAGCUAACACCUCAGGUCACCUCUGCUGCACGUAUUCUGCUCAAGAACCCUGGCAACCAAGCGGCUUAUGAACAUUUUGAGACCAUGAAAAAUCAGUGGAUUGACAACAUUGAGAAAAUGACUGGUUUGGUAGAUGAGGCUAUUGACACUAAAUCCCUCCUGGAUGCCUCAGAAGAGGCCAUUAAAAAAGACAUUGACAAGUGCCGUGUGGCUAUGGCCAAUGUCCAGCCCCAGAUGCUGGUUGCUGGGGCUACCAGCAUUGCCAGACGGGCUAACCGGGUGCUACUGGUGGCUAAGAGGGAAGUGGAAAACUCUGAAGACCCAAAAUUCAGGGAGAUGGUGAAGGUAGCCUCAGAUGAGCUUAGCAAAACCAUCCCACCCAUGGUUAUGGAUGCCAAGGCUGUGGCAGGAAACAUCCAGGAUCCAGGUCAUCAGAAGAGCUUUCUGGUCUCCGGCUACAGGAUCCUGGCGGCUGUGGGGAAGGUCCGAGAGGCCUUCCAGCCUCAGGAGCCAGACUUUCCUCCCCCUCCUCCUGACUUGGAUCAGCUGCAUGUAAAUGAUGAGCAGGCUCCACCUAAACCGCCCCUCCCAGAGGGAGAAGUGCCCCCCCCCAGACCCCCUCCCCCUGAGGAAAAAGAUGAGGAGUUUCCUGAGCAGAAGGCUGGCGAGAUGGUGAGCGAGCCAAUGAUGGUGGCCGCCAGGCAACUACACGAUGAGGCACGCCAGUGGUCCAGCAAGCCUGAUGUGACAGAGGAGCGUUUUGAGCCCGCUGAGGCGGACGUAGAUAUAGACGAUGAGGACGAGUUCACAGACAACGAGGACGAUUACGAGCCUGAGCUGCUCUUAAUGCCCUCCAAUCAGCCCGUUAACCAGCCAAUGCUGGCUGCUGCGCAGUCAUUGCACCAGGAAGCUCGCAAGUGGUCUAGUAAGGGUAAUGAUAUUAUUGGAGCAGCGAAGCGGAUGGCCUUGCUGAUGGCGGAGAUGUCCCGGCUGGUGCGUGGAGGCAGCGGCAACAAGCGUGCCCUGAUCCAGUGUGCCAAAGAUAUUGCCAAGGCCUCCGAUGAGGUCACACGACUCGCUAAAGAGGUGGCCAAGCAGUGCACUGACAAAAGGAUCCGCACAAACUUACUGCAGGUGUGUGAGCGUAUCCCAACAAUAAGCACCCAGCUGAAGAUCCUGUCCACAGUGAAGGCUACGAUGCUGGGCCGCACAAACAUCAGUGAGGAGGAAUCGGAGCAGGCCACUGAGAUGUUGGUCCACAAUGCGCAGAACCUCAUGCAAUCAGUGAAGGAGACCGUGAGAGAAGCUGAGGCAGCUUCUAUUAAGAUCCGCACUGAUGCAGGGUUCACUCUCCGCUGGGUUCGAAAGACUCCCUGGUACCAGUAAAUGAAACAUUAGGUCCUUCAUUGAGGGUCUCCGUUCUGCCUAUUAAAACUACUAUUCAGUGGCCUAAAGGGGAGACCUUACCCUCUUGGACACUGAUUAUAAACUCCUUAUUGUUGCUUUAUAGCUGAGUUCAUGCCUCACUGAUUGCUUUGUCCAGGAUUUCUUUAUCUCAAGGUUUGCUCUUGUUCUCUUUAUCUCUCACCACUAUGUUUGAAAAAAGUAGGAUUACACAGGACGAAGAUUUUUUGAAUAUAUAUUUUUGGUAUGUUUGGUUUCAGAAUUUAUCCAAAUUCCAGGUAUAUAUAUUUUUUUGCAUGAAGAGUUUUUUUUUUCUAUUUUGUAUGGAAGAACUAUGGCUCAACCACAGUGAUGCCUCUUUUAAAGGAUCUUAAGAGUUCAUGAAGUUUACUCUUAAUUUUGAGAAGGAUUUCUUUUUGUAUUGAAAUUGUAUAUAUUUAUAUUUCUUAUUGAUGUGUACACCCAGUUUUCACAGUCAGAGAUUUUGAUUGACACAGCUCUUAAAAUAAUAUUUUUUGGUUUACUCACUCACAUGGACUGAUUUGUCUUAGGCUUUAUUUCACCUUUUCACUGAGCACUGUUGUUUGUCUGUAUUUGCAGAAACAUUACUGAUUUAUUUUUAGUUAUUUUAUAACCAUUUUUUUUGGUUGUAUGUCUCACAUUGAUGCCAAAGAUUUUGUUAAUUCAACAUUUAUGAAUUUAUUAAUGUCAGAUGAAAGACUUCUUAUACAACUUUACUGUAUUUGGGAUUUGGUCAUUAUCUGAACUUAGCUCGUUUUGAACAUUUCUAAAAACUCAUCACUCUAAAUGCUUCAAAAUCAUAGGUAUAUGUAGGUUUGUGCGAGUGAAGAGGAAUCUGAAGCACAAUCGAUGCAACAGUUGAUCUGUUCUCUCUGGUAAUGGGCACAUGAACGCCAAAGCCAAUCUUUUUGCUGAAAAGCUAAAAUACUCAUGAGCUGUAUGCUUUGACCUGGCUUUGCUUGCUUGUGUACACCAAGUAAUAAUUUCCAUUAACACAUGAAACAAUUAUGUUAAAAUGGACUAACGUAUAAUGAAGAACUGUUUUUUUUAGUUUCUUUUCCUCUUAACAUAAUCUACCAUAUAACUGCAAAAACACAAAUGAACAAAAUCUUACCAUAUAUUUAUUUGCCAUGCAAUACUAAACUGUGAUUAGAAGGAAAUGCUUCUGUCUGAACUGGUCUAAAAGGGGACGCUGCUUUCUUUUUUGUCCCUGUAGUAGUGUGCAGUAUAGUAUCCAGUAUGUGAAAAAUGCAAACCGUACUACGAGGUCACGUGACCGUAGGAAGGUGCUGCCACUGUUGCAUGACAGCACAUUGAUAGCUCUGGUCAUGUACUGGAAUAUUUGGUAGAAGUAGAACAUCAUCCAGGUAUCUUUCGCAUACUGAAAUUUUAUUUUGGUCUUAUACUGCAUACUGAUUCUGAGCCCAAUCAGUAUGCUAGUAGUAUGUAGUAGGCUAUUUCAAACACAGCCCAUGUUACAGCAAGCCAGGAGUACAGCUAAAACCCAAAAUGUGUUGUUCAUUCACACCCCUUUUCCUAAAUAUUCUGUUGACAGGUCUUAAAAUGUUUGUUUCAGAAAAUAUGGGUAAUUAUUACACAAGACCCAUGUAGCUUGUUCAUAUUUAAUUCCAUAGUGAUAUUUCAAAAUCGUAUCUAUCAGAUUCUUGCAACAGUAACGACAACUGUGCCAGCUGGAAGCUCAAAUGUACUGAAUCUAUGUGAAAAAGGAGUACUAGCACAAUUGUGGCCAAAGGUCUGUAAUGCUGAUCCCUUUUUUUUUUUUUUUUUUUUAUUCACAUAGCUAAACAUUAACCAGAACUUGCACUGCCUAGCUAUUACACCUAUUUCUAUAAUAAAUGUUUUUAAAAAGAGAGAAUAAUUAAUCCAUUAUAUAGUGCCUCAUUGUGAGUGUUUACAAGAAUGAUGUUUGUAUGUCUAACAGCAUGUUUCAGUUUGAGGUCAUAGAGUGUAUGAAUGUAUAUAUGACACUACUUCUAAUUUUGUUUUACAGUGUCCCUUACAACAGUUGUUGUGCCUCAGAUUAAUAAAAUUGCUUUUGACUUGAAUGUUGAAUUCAAGUACUUACAAAUCAUAGAGUAAUAUAAUUUGCUUUGAAAUAUUCUACAUGGUCCUUAAUAAAAAUGUGUAGAUGUGAA
Electrophorus electricus (electric eel) is the source of this 5816-nucleotide messenger RNA. RefSeq names its product vinculin a (gene vcla). The record is from RefSeq and is a predicted model, not a curated record. Gene Ontology annotation, biological process: cell adhesion. NCBI's taxonomy places the organism in Eukaryota, Metazoa, Chordata, Actinopteri, Gymnotiformes, Gymnotidae. Gene Ontology annotation, cellular component: actin cytoskeleton. Gene Ontology annotation, molecular function: structural molecule activity; actin filament binding.